Messenger RNA from Microtus oregoni (creeping vole), 6055 nucleotides. RefSeq names its product transmembrane protein 200C-like. The transcript is spliced from 2 exons. Bases 842 to 2737 code for a protein of 631 amino acids. Lineage: Eukaryota; Metazoa; Chordata; Mammalia; Rodentia; Cricetidae. The record is from RefSeq and is a predicted model, not a curated record.
UGAAGCGGGUGAAAGAAAAGGGAGAACAGAGAGGAGAGGGGCCAGAAGAAACAGCGAACUGGAGACUACCCUCUGGCUUCAGGAUGCUGAUAGGGGACUCCCUGGGAGGGGCUGGCCUUUCUUUGGGUCCUCUUGGGUUUGCUGCUCAGACAGGUAGUUGGGAGAAACCUAAGGAGCUGUCAGCUGAGGCAGACGGCGGCCCAGCAGCGUCCAGAACCCUGCCUGGCGCGAUCGCGCCCCGACCUGGCUCAAGUGCGCGGUGCAGGUGUCGGCUCCCCUGACGCCCCUCCUGGGAAGGGGGAACAAGUCGCUUCCGAAGGGACGGGCGGCGGGCAGGGGAGGGACUGGGGGGCUUGGAGGCGGGGCGGGGGGGCGGGUGCGCCCCCUGAGAGCUAAGCCGGACCGGGUACCGACUGCCAUCCUGCCGCAAUUUCCCUGUGUCAUGGCUCCUGUCUCUUAGCAACAGCCGCCAGUCCGGCCGCCCGGAGCAGCCGCCGCGGGCUCAACUCCACCCGGCGAAGCCCGGCGCGCCGCAGCCACACAAAAGAAGCACAAGGCCGGCAAGCGCGCGGCCGCAAGGGCCAGCGGGGAGCGCGACGGGAGGGGACAGUGGCAGCCGAGGAGGCGCGCCCGAGGGAAGAAGGGCUCCAGGCGGCGCGCGGGCUGCGGAGGACCUGACACUUCUUGGAAACUCUUGGAAAUGGCUCCCGCCACCGCGCCCGAGGGAACGGCGAGCCCCUGGAGCAGGAGGAGGUGGCCAAGCAUCUAGAGGGCAGUUGGCUCGCUCAAGCUUCAGCCCCAGCCCUAGGGGCUAGCCCUGAACUCCACCCACCAGUUCGCCAUGAUCGCCACCGGUGGCCUACUGAGGAUAUCUGCCAGAAAGCAGGAUCCCCUCCGGCCCCCCAGCCAGGUUCCUAAGCGCAAGAGGAAAGCCAAAAAGAGGCGUAAGAACGACGUGGUGGUGGUGAAAGGGAAAUUAAAGCUGUGCUCCAUCUCGGGGCUUAUUGCCCUUUGCGGGAUCCUAGUGCUGUUGGUGGGUAUAGCCAUGGCCGUGGUGGGUUACUGGCCAAAGGCCAACGCAGCCAACAGAGGAGGCGGCAAGCAGCUACCGCCGGUGGAGGGUAGCCAUCGCUUUGGGACCACUGGCAACAACAGCAGUGGCAGCAAAAACCCAACCAAGAGCCACUCUGGGACCCCAGGGGGUGUCAACUCUAGUUCUGUGGGCGGGCCCAGGAGUUCGCCUCCUACUAGAUCUGCAGCCACAUCCUCUUCUUCCUCCUCCUCAUCGGUGGGCUUCUUCUUCCGAAUCGUCUCAGGCUACUUGCACUCAGACAAGCUCAAGGUCUUUGGGCCCCUCAUCAUGGGUAUCGGCAUCUUCCUCUUCAUUUGCGCCAACGCGGUGCUCCAUGAGAACAGGGACAAGAAGACCAAGAUCAUCAAUCUGCGGGACCUCUACUCGACCGUCAUCGACGUGCACAGCCUCCGCGCCAAAGAUCUGGCGGCAGCAGCAGCUGCAGCCGCUGCAGCCGCAGCUUCCUCCUCCACCACCGCCCCCGGCUCUGCUCCCCCUAGGGCAGCGCCACUCAAUGGCUUUCUCAGCUGCGUGCAAUCUCGGGGUCUGGAGCUGAAACCUGGUAGCUGCACGGGCUCUGCAGAGGCCUUCGGGGCCACUGCAAUGCUGACCAGAGGCUCAUGGCCCCACCCCGCCGGGCUGGGCGGAGGCGGCGGUGUGACUCGAGGUGCAGGGUCCCCGCCGGACCUGGUUUCAUCUCCGCGCUGUCCCCGGGAGCCCCCGAGCCUGGCCGAGGCAGUGUACAGUAUCUACCGUGAGCGCUCCAGCGGGGCUGGCCAUCGCCGGACCACAGUUGCCGCGAUAGCUUCGGCCACUGCCACUGUCACCGCGGCCGCCAGUAGCAGCAGUAGUCCGGCGCCCUGCAGCCCUACCGGGAGUUGGGGUCGCCAGAGCACCACCAGUUCCCUCGUGGGCUCCUCACUGAGCGCCUUUGCACUGAUGCCUUUGCCAGGGGACCAGGACAGAGAUGGGGACUCGGAGGGAGCAAGCUGCAGCUGGCACAGGCCGCCCGGGGAACGAGGAUCCCGGGAUCUCCCGAGGGAAGAACUGGACCUGAGCCUCACUGACCUCCGGGGAGCCGAAGGCGGGGCGCGCUGGGCGUCUGGUGAACCGGAGGAGCCCGAGGGCUUGGCGACAGCAUGCACCGCCAGGGGGCAGGGCGGCCGCCUGCCCAGGACCGGCAGGUACGCGGCCUGGCGGCGCCGCAGCACCAGCGGGCUCCUGGACUACCGGGCUCAACCGUCGCCGGAGCCCCCUCCCUCCCCGCACGCAGCGGACCUGGACUCCAGCCCUCGGGAUACAGCCGCCACGCCCUCACUCCCUCUGUGCCCCGAGGACACGCCCCUCGUCCGUCGGGACUCCCAGGGAUCUCAGUCGGAUGAGCAGUCCUGCAGCAAUAAGGGCUACACCCCCCUAAGGGAAGCCGACACCUCUGUGGAGUCGGUCGUGGACUUGGUGGCCCGGAAAAGGCUAGACUGUGCGGAUGCCACGGAUCCCGGUGCCGAGCCUAGCUCCCCGGAGCGUUCCAGUCCAGAGACAAGUAGGGCGGAGCAGCCUCGGUUUGUGCAGAGGCAGUUUACAAACAAGGAGAAACUCUUUCUGAUUUCCAGGUCUCACACCCCAGGAGUAGAGGACCCGGAACUGGAAAACUCUUCUUCCACCUAGGGAGAGGGGGGCAGGAAAGGAGAGUCCCACUGGAACCCCUAAAUUAACCCCAAUCCAUUUCCUUGUGGACAGGUCCGAGGAAACCAUUCAAUAUCCAAAGAGCUGCAAGAUGUUAUCCUUGAAUUGCGUUCACAAGAUUCGUGUAGACAACAACUAAAAAAAAAAAGUCGUCUUUUUAUGUCCGAUGGUGAUUGUAUGUUCCAUGAAAACCAGAUGUAUUAUAAGGUCACAAUUUAGUUCAUUAGAAAAAAUCUCUUUAAUUUUCCUAGGCUCAAAAUAAUAUAUUUUUGACAAUAACUCUGCACUUUACUCCAAUUUUUCUUUGGCCCUUCCCCCGACUUCCCCCGCCCCUCUACUCUGCUGCUGACCUUGUCCAUAGCUGCUUGUGAAUAAAUGACAAGCUUUUUGAUUUCCCUCUUCUUGAAGAGCCUAGAAGAGUCGGUUCUCUUAGAACUGAUCUCUCUAGGUGACCUCAAAGCCUAAAGCAUGAACUUGGAGAGAGGGUUCCCUUGCCUUACCCUGCUCCAGGCUACAGCUGUCCAAAGGACUCUAUUUUCCAAAAGGAUCUUUGCAUUUUGCUACCAGGGUAUGUGGCGGGCGCCAGCAACUAGACUGGACUGUUAAUUCCUUAACUCACAAUACCAAGUCCACCAUGUGUUACUGAGUAUUAUUACACCUGUAUGGAAGGUAACAUUAGUAUUUAAAGUCUUUUUUUUUAAAUAAAAAGUUUCCAAACAGUUAAACAUAACCUUGCCUCGUUUUACCUGGGAACUCAUGACUCCAGAGCACAGUCACCAGUGAACAAUGUCUCUCGUAAAUCCCAAGUAUUCCUCUGUAGUCACCUUUCCCCCAAAUGUCAGAGAUGUGAGUGCACGGAUCCAUUUCUAGUGUGUGACUGGAAGACACAGAGAAAUAUGUGGCUCUUGGGAGUUUGUCUUUUAAGUAGAAUGGAACCUCGAGUAAGUACUAUUUUCCUACAAUACUUGUAGUUAACCUCCAGGUUCAUUUACAGGGGUGCCAGGUUUAGUACCCCCUCCCCAUCCACCCGUUUUUCUAUUUGAUCUCAGUUUCAGGCUCGUGGUCUUGCAUCUAUGGCUCGCAUAAGGCACAGCAGUGUUAUUGUGUUUCAGGAUUAGUUUACAUUGUCAAUUGUCAAGACCAGAAAACAAAAAAUUUACAGUUCCCUUACGCUCCCUCUGAGGGCGAUCUGAGACUCACUGCAGAAGACAGGAACACUGCUUUCCAAGAAAAGUGUCACUAGCUCGUGUUGCUCCUCACGAGUGACCAGUCAUGCUGCCGUAGGUGCGUGGUUUCAGGACGGAAGGAGCUCAGUGGCAUGUGCUAGCUGGGAAGCUCAUAGUGCUGUAGAGAUAGGCCUCCACCAUCAGCUCUGUAAGAAAGGGUUAAAAGACCCACCCAGCUCUAAGGGGAACAACUGCAGAGUAGGCAGAAGAGCAGCGGUCAGAGGGCAGAGGGCAGCAGAGUUCCAGAAGACAGACUUAAUUUAACACAGGGGCUACUGUCUUAUUGUGACCAUUGUGAUGUACCUUCUACCGGCUGCAGCAGCAGAUCAGGCAUCGCCCCAGGCUGCUGCAAUCUGGGGUAGGUAUUCAUCAUCUGCAGAACCACAGGCAAAUCUCUUAAUCCCCCUAGGCCUCUGGUGAAUGAUGUAAUCUCUGUGAUCCCCUUCAGCCCUAAAAGCUUAACUUAAAUUCAGAGUAUUGGAUUUAUGCUGGAUACAAUCUUCGAUUUGUACAUACAGCGUAGCAGAGAGUGAUAUAUUCCGUAAACUUCCACUGGUGUGACUUUCUGUAAUAAAGUUUAAGUGGCAUCAGUCUUCCCUCGGACUGUAUGCAUUCAGCUAAUGGCUCACUUGGAAUCUCUGGGUUAAUUUAUUGAACUUUUCUAUACAGCAAAAGUGAAUUUCUAAGGAAUAAGGGACAAACAAAAGCAAUAAAAGCCCCUGGUAACAUUGUGUUUCCAUUUUGCCUUUAGAGAGUGUGUUAUUGAAAAGUUAAGUAGGGCCCUGUUUCCAGUCCUCAGGAAAUGCAACAUGAUGAUAUUUAACAAACUGUGAAGUUACUCUCCCAUAGCCUAACUAAAGAGGGAUGAAUAGAAACAAAUUUUUCCCCUGCAAACCAGAAAAUUCAACCUAAACAACUGACUGGAGGUAUUGGUCUUUGUGGCUUGUUGGUAUUGAUCAGAAUAAACACUUCAGUCUCUGCUGUCUCAAUUUCCCUCUCUAUACAGCAGGAAUAAAACCGGGACCUAUGUCAAAGGGAUAAACAGCUGAUGGAAUAAUCUAAUCUACGUAUAAAGUGCUUGUAACAGGCUUGGUGCAGAGAAGUGCUAUAAAAGUUUCCUCAGUUUUAUUUCUAACAGCAUCCACUGCUAAGCAGACUUAUUUCAUGUGGGCUUCUUUUUUUAUUCGCGGAAUAAUUUUAGGUUUAAAAACCCAGUGUGUAAAUCAGUGGAGCACAGAGUGUGACUUCCAGGGCUUAUAUAACACCGCCUGCCUUUCUGAGGCUGUUAAAUAGCAAUAAUAAUACCAUUUGACUCAUAGGAUUAAUUAUUCAAGCGAGGGCUAAAUAAACUAAUAUGCUUUAAGGACUUAGAACCAUUCUUGGCGCACAAAAAAAAAAUUCAGUAAAUGUUAAGCACAAUUAUAUAAGCAAAUUUCAGAAAAGUAAUUAGUAGUCUAAAUUUAUCCCCCAGUUGUUAGGGACAACGACAGAUUUAUUGUAUAGAAAAGUCUUAAUAACGUAGGUAUAUUAGAAAAAAAAUAGAUCUUCAGAAAUAAAACCUUGAUCCAGGAUGGAGAUUUCUUGUGGCACAGGACCAUGUUGUUACGUAACAGCGGAUGAGUGCCCAAAACCCGUCACUGCAUUUGGCCACCAUUUCCUCCCUUUUUGUUUACUGAAGCAGAGCACAUCCCAGGGCCAUCCUCCUGAGGUCACAGACAGACCCAGGGUCAAGAUCAAAUGCGCAUGCCACACAAGCAUGUUCUCUGUCACUUUUUAGUGGGUUUCUGAAAAAGAUGAUUUUUGAAUUUUGUUUUGUGUUUUGAGCUGAAGGCCUUAAAGCAAAAGCCUUCUUGCAAUAUCAGUGCAAACUAAGUAUAUGAACAUGUGUAGUAUUAUAUACAGUAUUAUUUUGCCAAGACAUAAACUUUACUUUUCUCUAAUUUAUAAAUAAGAUCUUGUAUUAAUGGUUGUAGCAUAAGGUGGAUAGAUUCCUCAUUCAUAACAAAUAAAAUAUAAGCAUAAUAGUCACCGGCUUUGUUUUGUAUAGAAGAUAUUUUAUUGUAUUUUUGGAGCU